Molecule: messenger RNA, 4477 nt
Organism: Drosophila sechellia
Lineage: Eukaryota; Metazoa; Arthropoda; Insecta; Diptera; Drosophilidae
Product: protein SCAI
Exons: 8
Coding region: 503-2362 (619 amino acids)
Biological process (GO): DNA-templated transcription
Molecular function (GO): transcription corepressor activity
Source: RefSeq, a predicted model, not a curated record
CAACCCCCAACCCUCCUCGUUAAAAAUGUAAAUGCGAAAAAAUUCAAUACUGUGCAGCCAAACGCGACGGUCGCAGCGUUCUCCACUCACAAUCGCUCUCCCCGCUUUAUCCCCCCAGCACGUAAUGCUCCAGUUCCGGGAUACUACCCAAAUAUCAGUUAAAUAUUGACAACGGAUUUCGAAUCGCCCCCAAAGUCCUCAGUGAAAUUCCCAACAAGGGCAACUUGCAAACCGGCAAAAAAAUAAAAAGCGCCCCCGCGUUUGUGCAGUGAGUGAAAAGUGGCAAAGUGUUCGAGCGCUAAGCUAUAGAAUACGAUCUUGAGCAGAUCCGGCGAAACAUAUGUCAAGUGCAGGGCGACGCGACUGCUAGCAGAGGUUGCGACUGCGACUUCCGCAUCCGCUCCUGUUUCUGUUGUUGUUGGUGGCAGCAGCAGAUACAACAAUGAAAAUCAGAACCGAUUCGCAGACAUAACACAUUGCGGUGGAGGUUGAGAAGAACGGCAUGGUGAAAAUGGAAUCGACGGAAGAACAGGAUCGAAAGCUAGUUUUGGAGUUCUGCCACUUGCUAGAGAAGUCCAAGCAGCUCUUCAACGGGCUCAGGGAUCUGCCUCAGUAUGGCCAUCGGCAGUGGCAGGCCUACUUCGGUCGCACCUUCGAUGUCUACACCAAGUUGUGGAAGUUCCAGCAGCAACAUCGCAUGGUGCUGGACUCCAAGUAUGGCCUGAAGCGCUGGCAGAUCGGAGAAAUAGCAAGCAAGAUUGGCCAGCUUUAUUAUCACUAUUACUUAAGAACCAGCGAAACCAACUACCUGAACGAGGCGUAUCAGUUCUAUGCGGCAAUUAGGGGUCGGGCCUACUAUUCGCGGGCGGCCAAGGAGGAUCGACCGGAUCUGAUGGUGAAAAAGCUGCGAUACUAUGCCCGGUUCAUUGUGGUGUGCCUGCUGCUCAAGAAGAUGAAGCUGGUGCGGGAGCUGGUCACCGAGUUGGAAAAACAAAUACAGGAAUUUCCCCGCAGCUACGAGCCGGAGGAUCAUUUGGAGUGGUCGCUGGUGCUCGAGGAGAUCAAGGGCUUCAUCAAGGCGGAGGCGGCGGUGGCCGUACUGCACGCCGACUCCAAUCCCAUCAUCCUGUCGCACAGUGGUUCCGGUUCUAGGUUGUCGCCGCUGACGACGCCGCCCUGCGAGCGUUCGCCGCACAUGACGCUCAGCCUGCAGGAGAUCCUGAUCGUGGGCUCCGCCUGCGAGCAGGCCAAGUUCUCGGAACUGACCAUGGACAUGUUCCGGAUGCUGCAGACGCUGGAGCGCGAGCCGACGGAGUCGACCACGAAUCCACUGAGCAUGGCCCACGGACUCCAUGGGCACGAUGCGAGUCCGGCUGCCAGCCGAAUACCGCCGUACGGAGUGCCGGGCUCCAAGGGCUACAUGGAGAACGGACGGGCCUUUCGAGACAAUCCCCACAAGUAUCUACUGUACAAACCUUCGAUAAGCCAGCUGCUGGUGUUCCUCGCCAGCGGCUCUAAGGAACUGCCACUGGGCGGUGCCCUGCUCCUCUACAUGUCCGCCGAUGGCUGCUUCUCUACCACCAAACAUCCCGAGGAUUUUGGCUACGAGCUGGGCGGCCUGGCCACCAGCGUGAAGCGGGACAGCGUGGAUGGUGGAGGGCUGUCCUGCCGAGGAAAAUCGUACAAGGAGAACCACUGCCUAUAUCCGGGUGAUCUAUAUCCGUUCACACGCCGGCCAAUGUUCGUUGUGAUCGACUCGGACAACUCGUUUGUCUUUCAGCACAUACCGCGCUAUUUUGGCCAGCCGCUGGUGGUGCUCAUGUCCCCGCAGGAUGUGCCGCCCGCAUUCCAGGGUAGGAUCUCUAUCCCUUUUGCUCUGCCCAAGCACUUAUACCCUUUUCGCCUUAUUUUAGCUGAUGUCCAGCAUCAUGGAUCGCUGUUUACGUUGUUCCUUCACUCCCCGCUCACCGCCCUCUGCUAUAUCUGCAACGUUGGAGACGUGCCCAUCCACCACUGGGAACGUUGCCAGACCUACGUGGACCGCUUCAUCACGGAGGCCUCGCGCCUCGUCACCCGGUGUCGCAUCGAUGAGAUCGAGCAGGGCAUUGGAUUUAUAGAUUCCUCCUACGUGCAGUUCUUCGGCGACGACUUCCUGCGCACUCUGAUCCUCCGCUUCGUCUUCUGUGAUGUGGUGCUUCGGUUGCACCGCGGAUUCCGGGGUCGACACAUGAGACCCCGCUGUGAGCCGCAGCUGCCAGCGAACGAACUGCUGGAGCACCCCUCGCUUUCGCACAUCAUCUUUCAGCUGGCCUCGGCCUUGGAUGUGCGGGGUCACUUCUCGGAGGGACCGGAAUGCGACUGAUGACUUUUUGCGGCCAUAGUCGUGGUGGUGGCCAUCGGGAUCUGCCUGCGACAGCAGCUGUUCCACGUGAUCGAGAGGCAGUUGUCCGGAUGGAUGCUUUCGCUGUACAAUACUUUUCCGCUGGGCUGGAACUGGGCCUGAGAUCGGGGUGUUGCUGGCCAUGGGUUUCCUUUCGUUGGCAGUGCUCCGGCUGCCGGCGUAAAUCAUUUCAAUAACGUAACGCAACGUAACUGCAUUAUAAUACGAAUAUAAAUAUAUAAAUACGAGUAUAAUAUAUAUAUAUAUGAUAUAUGCGUAUAUGGAUAAAGGUAAAUUAAUCAAGUAGCUAGUUUUCUUAUAUAGUGCGUCGCGCAAUGGAAAUGGUCCAAUGUUAGUUGCUUAGCAUAUACAUAAUUAAUGAUAACGAUAACGAAGAUAUACAUACGAGAAAUCAAUGAUAUUCAGCCGAUAUCGCAGCAGCAACAAGAAAAGCAACCACAAACAUGUCAAAAGAACCUAACAAACGUUAACUGCCAAAAGAAGAUGAAAAACGAAAGAAAAACCAAGCAAACAAUUGAUGAUAAAAAUCGAAGCCGAAUAUCUAAUCAAAUUUUGCUUGAGCGGUACCGGGAAAUUUUUAUGAAAAUUGUGAGCGCGGAUUAACUUUGUCAUAUGCAGCGGAAAAAUUUUAGCUUUUAUACAACCGAUAUUGAGGGAAACCUAAUCGAAAGUGAAUCACGAACACGACACACUAUAUAAGAAAGGAGGUGCGUUUUUUAUGCAUUGUACGCGGCGCUCAUAACAAAUUGAAAUUACGAAACCAGAAUAUUAUUGUACGUAUGUAAUAUUGCAUAUAUGUAUCUAUUAUGAUUACAAGAUGACUGAAAGUUACUGUUUCAACAAAGGAAAAAACCAAAAAACGUAUAAAUAAAAGUAAGACAACCAAAAAAGAAGGCAAAGUUUAGCAAAAGUAAUAACUAAUAUUAACUUAUACAUAAUGCCCUAGUUAAGUGAAACAUGGAAAAUAUACAAAAUAUAUUUUGCGUAUGUUAAAGUGAAAUACAAAAAGCCCAACCAAAAUUUUAUACGAAGGAAAUGCAUACAAAAUUUACACUUCAACUAACGAAUGAAAAUCUGUUCUCGAAUCAUUUUUCCAAAAUGCCGCAAAAUUCCAUUUCGGUUUUCGAUAUAAACUGUGAAUUGGAACAGGUCACCGUAAUAAUAAAUAUUUAUGAUAACAUAUAGUUACAAGUCACACUAACUCUAUGGAUUUAUAGGCAAAUGAUAAACGCAAUAUUGAAAGUUACAAAAUUAUAUAUAUAUAAAGCAUAUAUAUUUCAAUACGAAAAUAAAACUAGUUGAACGCAUAGUAAAUUACUUGAUCAUUUUUACAAGACAAGCCGCAAACGAAAAUAAAGAAAAAUCUUACCAAAAAGAUACAAAAAAAAAAACAAAAACAAUUUAAUAUUUACUUUAAAUUUAUUAUUUUCUACGGAUAAUAUGUGCAUUUUUAUAUAUUUAAACGAAAGAUAACAAAUUUUACGCUAGUUACAAACAAAUUUUUCUGAAGUCUUCAAGCAGCCGUAUUAAAAAAUUAAAAACUACAAGCAAAACGAAUCGAAGAGAAAACAAACUAAUUUAUUCAGCCGAGUUCUAAUCAACUUAUUCGCUUUGUUAACUAACAAAUUGUAUAGCUUUUCCACAAUUUCGUUUACACUUUUUGUACAUAUAGGAAAAAUACUAAAAAAAUCGUUGAAAGAACCAAAUUAUAUCACUCACCACCAUUGUACUGAAUCAUUUCCAUUUAUGUUUUUGUACAUUUUGAGAACUGCAUUUACGGAAUAGCGAGAACAAAUAAAGUAAAUUAAAGCAAGGGGAGAAUUGAAAUAAUCAGCAACAUUAACCACACUCACACGUAAACCAAGCCCACAAAACGAGAACAUCUAAACAUUAUCAAAAACAAAUUGUUUAAACGACCUUCAAAGUCACAAAUAACAUACAAAUCGAAUCCAACAUUAAGAAAUGAUAACAAAUUUAGCAAAGCCACAAGAGAAUAUUAUGAAAAUGGAACGGAGAACGAGAAAGUGUAUGGGAGUUUGUAUGAAGUAAUAAGAAUAAAGCACACGUUUGAAAAGA